CCUCCAUCCAAUCCUUCAUUCUCCUUUCCUUCUACCACUCACAAGCCUCUCCCUUCUACCGGCAUCUCCUAGCAUCAUGCCACAGUACCGAAAAUUUGGAGAAGUCAUGUGGCCAAAAUUGGUGGCCAACAAGUACUUCCUCCAUCGGCCGCUGGGUAGCAAUCACUUUGUCACCGACUUCUCGCCGACCGAUAGUUUUCUCGAUGUCAAUGGUUUGGAUCACCCAGCCUUGCCUGAGAGGUCACUUGAUGAUCAAAAGGGCAGACUUAAGUACAAGGUGUUCGUUAGCACGUGGAACGUCGGAGGGGUGGUGCCAAGUGAUGAUCUGAAUUUGGAGGAUUGGUUGGACACCAAGAAUAAUUCUUAUGAUAUAUAUGUUCUUGGGUUCCAAGAGAUUGUGCCACUUAGUGUUAAGAAUGUCUUAGGACCUCAAAAAUGCAGCAUAUCUAUGAAAUGGAACUCGCUCAUUCGAACAACACUGAGAAAGUCUCUUACCAACCAAAAGAGAAUCCAUGAAUCCAAGGUAGAGGAGAAGCAAAAGGUGCACCCAGUCAAGGAUGGCAGCUCCCGGGAGCACGCAACGCAGGACUUCAGAUGCAUUCUAAGCAAACAGAUGGUUGGAAUUUUGGCCUCCGUUUGGGUGAGAGGAGAUCUCUGGCGGCAUGUUCGCCACCCAAGUGUCUCAUGCAUUGGUUGUGGCAUCAUGGGCUGCUUAGGGAAUAAGGGUUCAGUUUCUGUUAGAUUUUACUUGCAUGAAACCAGCUUCUGCUUUGUAUGCUGCCAUUUAGCUUCUGGAGGGAAAGAAGGGGACCAGGUGCACAGGAAUUCGGAUGUCAUGGAUAUAUUUUCAAGAACAAGUUUCCCUCGUGGCUCUUCUUUUAAUCUGCCGCAGAAGAUCCUGGAUCAUGAUCGUAUAGUCUUAUUUGGCGAUUUAAACUAUAGAAUCUCCUUGCCAGAGGCCAAGAUGCGCUCACUAGUGGAACAGAAGCAGUGGAAUAUCUUGCUAGAGAAGGAUCAGUUAAGGAUCGAGGUCUCUGAGGGCCGGGCAUUUGAAGGUUGGCAUGAGGGGGUGAUUGCAUUCUCCCCUACAUAUAAAUAUUACCAAAACUCAGAUGAAUACUAUGGAUGUGCUCAAGGUAAAAAGGGUGAAAAAAGAAGAGCCCCAGCAUGGUGUGAUCGAAUUUUGUGGCAUGGUAAGGGCUUGAAGCAAAAACGAUAUGAGAGAUGCAAGUCAAGAUUGUCUGAUCAUCGACCGGUGCGGGCAAUCUUCACUGCUGAAGUCAAGGUUGUAAGAAAUUUCGGCUCCUCGCAAAGCUUCUUCUUGUCAGACAAAUUUGAUCAUAUCAUGGACCAUUUUGAUUUGUUAUCGAAUAAUGGUCUAAGCAAUGGAAGACCAAGUUUGCAACUAUAAAUGCUUGUUGGCCUUAUUUUUUCAGGUUUCUGUGAGAGUCCAUCUUUUUCUCAUUGCAAUCGAAUGGA
Messenger RNA from Elaeis guineensis (African oil palm), 1479 nucleotides. Its product is annotated as type IV inositol polyphosphate 5-phosphatase 9. Gene Ontology annotation, biological process: phosphatidylinositol dephosphorylation. Gene Ontology annotation, molecular function: phosphatidylinositol-4,5-bisphosphate 5-phosphatase activity; inositol-polyphosphate 5-phosphatase activity; phosphatidylinositol-3,4,5-trisphosphate 5-phosphatase activity. Lineage: Eukaryota; Viridiplantae; Streptophyta; Magnoliopsida; Arecales; Arecaceae. The record is from RefSeq and is a predicted model, not a curated record.